Molecule: messenger RNA, 1365 nt
Organism: Clonostachys rhizophaga
Lineage: Eukaryota; Fungi; Ascomycota; Sordariomycetes; Hypocreales; Bionectriaceae
Source: the annotation of a GenBank genome assembly
AUGAGCCGCCUUUUGACGACACGGCAGGCUGAGGAGCUCCACAAAUCCAUGAUCGCAUACCUACUCUCCGCCAAGCUCCCCAAUACCGCCGCUGCCUUGAGAGAGGAGAUUGGGCUGGAGGAGAGCACGUUCGAUGCCGAGACGGCCAAGAAGUAUGAGGGCCUUCUGGAGAAGAAAUGGACGAGCGUCGUGAGGCUUCAGAAGAAAAUUAUGGAUCUCGAAUCCAAGAACGCCGCCCUGCAGACCGAGCUCGAUAACGCGACGCCUCUAUCAUUUGCUAAGCGUAGCCAGGACCCCAGUGCCUGGCUACCGAGAUCGCCUCCCCGAUAUUCGCUAGAAUCUCACCGCGACGCGGUAAACUGUAUCGCUUUCCACCCCGCCUUCUCGUCGAUUGCCUCUGGCUCGGCCGACUGCACGAUCAAGAUAUGGGAUUGGGAGUUUGGCGAGCUGGAAAAGACCAUCAAGGGACACACAAAGGCUGUGCAGGAUCUGGAUUUCGGAGGACCCAAGGGCGCUACCCUGCUGGCGUCUUGCGCAUCCGACCUGACCAUCAAGCUGUGGGAUCCCGCCGAUGACUACAAGAACAUCCGGACGCUUCAGGGCCACGACCACAGCAUUAGCACCGUCCGAUUCAUUCCCUCGGGCACUGGCGGCAGCAACAUGCUUGUCAGCGCCAGCGGAGACAACACGCUCAAAAUCUGGGACACCACGACAGGCUAUUGUGUCAAGACGCUGACGGGCCACAGCGGCUGGGUGCGCCACGUCGACCCUUCGAUUGACGGUCGCUACCUCGUCUCGACAGGAAACGACCGGACGGCGCGCAUCUGGGACUUGUCCAUGCCAAAUCCCGAAAACACGGUGACAAUGUUCGGCCACGAGAACGUCAUCAAGUGCUGUGCACUUGCGCCGCCCGCCUCGUACAAGCACCUGGCGAACCUGGCCGGAUUGAAGAACCCGCCUUCUGCAAGCAGUACCGCCGAGUUCGUUGCCACUGGUUCGCGAGACAAGACGAUCAAGCUGUGGGAUUCCAGAGGAACGUGCCUCAAGACACUGGUCGGGCAUGACAAUUGGGUCAGCGCUCUAGUGUUCCAUCCUGGAGGCAAGUACUUGCUCUCCGUGGCCGACGACAAGACCCUAAGAUGUUGGGAUCUCAGCCAGGAGGGGAAAUGCGUCAAGGUUCUGGAGGACACACAUGAACAGUUCAUCACCUGUCUUCGGUGGGUGUCUGGCUCCAACCGCGGCGAUGCCGCAGCGAAUGGCGACGGCAAGGCCGGAGAUGACAAGAAGGGAGAUGCGCCUGGCCAGUUCCGCUGUGUCAUUGCGACGGGAGGCAUGGAUUCGGCCGUCAAGAUCUUCGCGAACUGA